AUGGAUAAAUUCGACACACAGAAUCGUAUUCAAAAGAUUACGGCUGAAUGUCAUGGACUCCGGAAGACAGUUACCCUUGGCCUUGACACCUGUCGCGAAUUCAGAUACAGGAACCUGCGAGUGGAAUUGCCGAAACUUGGUCCAUUACCAGUGGACGGCUAUUUGAGUAAGGUCGAAAGAAAUAAACUGAACUGA
Messenger RNA from Blumeria graminis f. sp. triticale, 195 nucleotides. NCBI's taxonomy places the organism in Eukaryota, Fungi, Ascomycota, Leotiomycetes, Helotiales, Erysiphaceae. The record is from the annotation of a GenBank genome assembly.